UCAGUGGCCCAGCGGCCCAGCGACUCAGCGACCUAGCAAUUCAGGUCCGCGAUGGCCAGACUCUAGACUCAGUUGGCAGCUAUAUCCUUGUUGUCGCCCUCGUCCACAUCGACCCGCCGCGCAACCUCACCCACGCCCCCCCCCGAAAGAUCCCCAACCUACUGCAUUCUAAAAAUGGGCUGCUGCUUCUCUCGCUCCUCAGGGCCUAACUCGCCCUACCCAGGCGGUGCCCCCAACGCUUCCUCGCGCGCCAUCAAUCCUCCCCCGCUGUCCCUCCCCGAACCCGCCCAAGGCGACCAUCCUCGAGGCGCCUCGAGGCGUCGCCGCCGCGAGCAGCGGCCCCUAGACCAGCACAUCGACAAACCCCUCCGCCGUCACGAAUGGUCCUCCCGCGAUCGGCAAUGGACCAAGCGUGACAUCGCCACUGAGCGUGCUGACUUCUUCGACACCAGGGUCACCGGUCGCCCCGAAGUUUGGCAGACUAUCCAUGCCGCCCUCCAAGUCCUCUGGGAAACUGUCGACCAAGACGCCCAGGAUGUCAACUCCAGCGGCCUCGCCACCGCCCAGAUGAUCCUCUCCGCCGCCGAAAUCUCACUCCCCACGGGCAAUCUCGUCAAUGGUGUCUACGAUGCCCUCGGCAACUACUACCAGCUUCCCGAGUGGGUCGUCUCAGACCCCCAGAACCUCAUCCAGGAGCCCGAUGCCUCCGCAAAGACCGACAUCUCCACCGCUGGCGACGACACUACCGCCGAAGACGAUAUGACCGAUGACGACGACGAGAUUGAGGGCAGGAAACGAGAGAAGGGCAAGGAAGUCAUCGAUGUGCGUGAGAUGGUGUCUCUGCGAGCCAGACUCAGCGAAAAUGGCCAAGACAUCAAACUCAGCAUCUCAGAGUCAGAGACGGUCAAGAGUGUUGCGAGGAAGAUUGCCCAACACGCCGAACUCGCUUCGUCAAAGAGGAUCCGGAUAGCGUAUAUGGGAAAGAUGCUUAAGGAGAAUUCAUCCCUCGCUGCGCAGGGAUGGCAGACUGGCCAUGUUGUCAACGCCCUCGUCUUCAACCGCUAAUCUCGCUCUGCAUCUCUCUUUCUUCGUUAACCCACCACCUAUACCCACGUGGAUCCCCUUCGAAAGGCGACCACCUCUGAUCACGACCGUUCUCAGUGUAUAGUCGCUUGUUACAUCGACGUACACCCUCUGCAUCUGCGGCAUCUGCAUUCAUGUUGAACCCUCUGAUUACGACUUUUGCUUGAUCAUGUCUGGAUAAUACCCCUUGUUUCUCGUCUUUCCCAUCUUGUUCAUGAUGUUUUUGC
Messenger RNA from Ilyonectria robusta, 1310 nucleotides. RefSeq lists its product as uncharacterized. The transcript is spliced from 3 exons. The coding region runs from base 175 to 1065 and encodes 296 amino acids. Lineage: Eukaryota; Fungi; Ascomycota; Sordariomycetes; Hypocreales; Nectriaceae. Gene Ontology annotation, molecular function: protein binding. The record is from RefSeq and is a predicted model, not a curated record.